CUGUGGCAGAAUCUGGACCGUUGAUUGACUAAUGGCUCUCAAAAUCUUGAUCUUACUUUUUAUUUAAUGUCAUUGGCACCUCUUUUCAUCCUUUUCAAAGUUUCAAUUCGAUUAUCCCUGAUCACAGAUAUGUCGACAUCUGAUAAACCAGAAGCAGUAGAAAGGGAUAGUAAGGAUGAUAAACAAAAGGAAGAUGAUGGGAAGGGUGGAUUUCUUGAUACAGUGAAGGAUUUCAUUCAUGACAUUGGUGAGAAGAUUGAGGAAACAAUUGGGUUUGGGAAGCCAACAGCAGAUGUUACAGGAAUACACAUUCCAUCAAUUAAUCUUGAGAAGGCAGAUCUUGUUGUUGAUGUACUCAUAAAGAACCCGAAUCCAGUACCAAUUCCCCUAAUUGACAUAAACUACUUGGUUGAGAGUGAUGGAAGGAAGCUAGUUUCAGGGUUGAUACCGGAUUCAGGCACAAUCCAUGCACAUGGAGAGGAGACAGUCAAAAUUCCUCUUACUUUGAUUUAUGAUGACAUAAAGAGUACAUAUGAUGACAUUAAACCUGGAAGCAUCAUUCCUUAUAAGGUGAAGGUUGAUCUCAUUGUUGAUGUUCCUGUCAUUGGAAGGCUCACUCUACCUUUGGAAAAAACUGGAGAAAUCCCUGUUCCAUAUAAGCCUGAUGUUGAUCUUGACAAAAUUCAGUUUGAGAGGUUCUCUUUUGAAGAGACAGUUGCUAUUCUUCAUUUGAAGUUGGACAACAAGAAUGACUUUGACCUUGGCCUCAAUGCACUUGAUUAUGAGGUGUGGCUUGGUGAUGUUAGCAUUGGAGGUGCGGAACUUGCCAAAUCUGCAAAGCUUGUGAAAAGUGGCAUUACUGACAUUGAUGUUCCAAUUACCUUCAGGCCUAAGGAUUUUGGUUCUGCACUUUGGGACAUGAUUAGAGGAAGGGGUACUGGCUACACUAUUAAAGGACAUAUUGAUGUUGACACUCCCUUUGGAGCAAUGAAAUUGCCCAUUACCAAAGAAGGUGGUACUACCCGUCUCAAGAAGAAGAAGGAAGAUGGUGGAGAUGAUGAUGAGGAUUGAUGAAGAAAUGGCAGCUAGUAAUUAGUAUAUGUUCUUUUAUUUACUACUUAGGCCCAUUAGAAUGUUAAGUAAAAGGGAGCUGAACUUAAAAGCACUACUUCUGAGUUCUUAUGGCUAUUUAUGUUUCUUGAGAUAUCAAGUUGACACUUGAAAUGGACGGUGGUAUCAGAGUUUAUGUAAAUAUCAGAGCAGUUUGGUGUUUGCCUCCCUCUUGAAGCCACGUUCUUGUUUGAGCAUGUAAUUGAUGAUCAAAUUCAAACCAAUGUAGUGUUAUCUUGUCAAAGGAUUGUUGUAGAGUGUUUUGCUAUUGAUGUGUUCUAUUCAAAAGAUAUUUAUGUAAUUGUUAUACUCAACCAUGUAUAAUCUGCAGAUGUUAUUCAAACUUUGUAGAGUUAUUAUUUAAAAAUUUUAAAAAUUAUAUUCUUG
Molecule: messenger RNA, 1497 nt
Organism: Abrus precatorius (Indian licorice)
Lineage: Eukaryota; Viridiplantae; Streptophyta; Magnoliopsida; Fabales; Fabaceae
Exons: 3
Coding region: 67-1071 (334 amino acids)
Biological process (GO): response to desiccation
Cellular component (GO): cytosol
Source: RefSeq, a predicted model, not a curated record